Messenger RNA from Anisakis simplex (herring worm), 2088 nucleotides. The record is from the annotation of a GenBank genome assembly. Lineage: Eukaryota; Metazoa; Nematoda; Chromadorea; Rhabditida; Anisakidae.
UAUGCUGCUUUGCAGAAUGGUUGGGAACGCAAAACGAGUGAUUGGGUGGAUGAUUUUCUGCGAGAUUCGAGUGAUGGAAAUGAAUAUGCACGUGCGAAUACGAUCGGUGAGAGCAGUAGUCUCUUUCCGGUGCUUUACGUCGGUGAAAGUGAAUAUGGCUUAUACGCAUUGCCAGCGUUCGUUGACGAGCGAACAAUUACAAUUGCACCAAAAUAUUUAGGACCACCGUUAUUAGAAGGUCCGAUGCCAAUUGCUGUUCAGAAUGAAAAUGCACCGAGAAAUGCACCCUCAUCUCGACCGAUUGUUCGUAUCAAUAUUGAAAUGCCCUCAAUAACUCAUCGAACGGUUGAGGGUGAAUUCCUGUUACUUGGUUAUCACGAACCUCCGGAUACAAUCAAAUUACAAUUACAUGUUCAUCAGCACUCAUCCAAAUUAGUCUCUGCCUUACCAUCAAUAACUUACGUACCUUCACCACAUCGCCCCGAAGCGUUGCAGAAUGCGGCUAUCAACAAUCGUAAACAGCUUAGUGAACGCGAUUGGACAUUGGAUAUCAUUAUCACACAACUCUGGCGACAUCAUCCAGCUGCAUUCGCAAGUAUUCUUAUCACAAUUGUGCUGUUGAUUUUAACGACAGUUUGGAUGUGUGGAAGACAGUCUGGUGUAGCAUCAUUCGUUGGUGAAGCGCGCUCAGCACAAACGUCGAAGCGUGGAACACGCUAUUGGCCUUUGUUGACGAACGACACACCUGAUGGCUGGAUGCAAGUUGGAAGUAUCUUUUAUGAUCCUCAAUCUAUUUUAGGCAGAGGAUGUGAAGGAACUAUUGUUUACAGAGGACGUUUUGAUGGACGCGAGGUGGCCGUGAAGCGUGUAAUGAUUGAUUUUGUACGGCUGGUUGAUCGAGAGGUGGAUUUGCUGCGGGAGAGUGAUGCGCAUUCGCACGUCAUUCGAUAUUUCUGCAUGGAAUCUGACAGUCUUUUUCGAUAUAUCGCGCUGGAACUUUGUGAUAGUUCAUUGUACGAAUAUGUUGAACGAGAGGCCAUCAAAGAAAGAUGUCCACUGAGUGCAAUGGACAUUCUACAACAAGCUACAGAUGGUGUUGCGUACUUGCAUAGUAUUAAUAUUGUUCAUCGUGAUAUAAAACCUCAAAAUGUACUGCUUUCAAUACCAAACCAGCAUGGUCAUAUGCGUGCACUCAUUUCGGAUUUUGGUUUAUGCAAGCGACUUCAGUCAGGUCGUAACUCAAUAUCACGUCGUUCUGGCUUAGCUGGUACAGAUGGCUGGAUCGCACCUGAAGCUCUUCUAUCGGAUGCUAGUACGACGUGUGCAGCGGAUGUGUUCUCAUUGGGUUGUGUUUAUUAUUAUGUGCUAACGAAUGGAAAACACCCUUUCGGUGAUAACUUAAGACGACAAGCAAAUAUAAUGCAAGGAGAAUAUAGCCUGAAAACACUUAAUGCAUCAAGUAAUGCGAUAGGUGUCACAUUAAUUGAAUCAAUGCUUCAAAGAGACGCUUAUGCUCGUCCUUCGGCUGCCGAACUUGUCUCGCAUCCAUUCUUCUGGUCAAAAGAACGUCAAUUACAGUUCUUUUCGGAUGUCAGUGAUCGAGUUGAGAAGGAAGCAGAACAAAGUUUGGUGGUGCGAUGUCUUGAGCGUGAUGCGCGAGCGAUAGUGACGAACAACUGGCGUCAGGUGAUAUCUAGUGAAUUAGCUGAAGAUCUACGAAAAUUCCGCACCUACAAAGGCAAUUCGGUUCGUGAUUUAUUACGUGCAAUGCGUAACAAGAAGCAUCACUACAGAGAAUUACCGAAAGAAGUUCGCGAAUCAUUGGGCCAUAUUCCAGAUGAGUUCGUCACCUAUUUCACCGAACGAUUCCCGAAUGUUCGUUCGUUUCAAGUUCGAAACUUUUGUGCAACCCUUUUCUCUAAAUACUUCUUCGAGAGAAAGCCAUUACUUUUGCACACGUAUAAAGCGAUGCGGGUAUGUGCAAAUGAGUGUAUUUUCAAUGGGUAUUAUUCCGAUGAUAUAAGACAAUACGCGUCAUCAAAACUGUCGAAUCAAAACGCGUCCUGUAGCGAAUGGACAGCAGCUUGA